This is a messenger RNA of Phlebotomus argentipes, 1760 nucleotides long. It is a transcript of the gene rtet, whose product is annotated as major facilitator superfamily domain-containing protein 10. Gene Ontology annotation, molecular function: transmembrane transporter activity. Gene Ontology annotation, biological process: transmembrane transport. The record is from RefSeq and is a predicted model, not a curated record. The transcript has 5 exons. Lineage: Eukaryota; Metazoa; Arthropoda; Insecta; Diptera; Psychodidae. Gene Ontology annotation, cellular component: brush border membrane. The coding region runs from base 329 to 1750 and encodes 473 amino acids.
GACACAUAACCUCACAACAUCUGGGCGGAGGAGCGAUAAAAACAACGCGUUUCUGCCGUAUUCUUUUGCAUUUUUCGUUGCCUCUGCUCAUUUGCUUUCGUGCCGUGAGAUCGAAUUGUGAAGAUGAAGUAGUGCUCUUGCAACGUGUGAUGAGAUCGUGCGAAUCUGCUGUUAGUGAAAGUACUUAAGUUUUGGUGAAAGUUUCAACGUCAACGAGAGCUCCAGAUCGCUCCAAAUUCUCUCUCUGUUUACCGCUCGGGGAAGUCCAUUCUAAUCGCGAUCACGGCGAGAUAGUCCAGAGAACGUGCCCGAUAGCAGGUGGAAGGCAAUGACAUACUUGCGGGAGUCGCUGGAGAAGGGUAAUGCUGUGCGUGGUGUAAAUCAGAAAGUGCCGGACAAGAAAAUGGAGAACAAGGUGACGAAAGAGACGCUCCCGGAGGGCUCAGCUACGCACAAAACCGUGUACGUGGUGUUCCUGUCUCUGCUGCUGGAUCUGCUGGCCUUCACCAUGAUCCUUCCACUGCUACCAUCACUGCUCGAGUACUAUCGGCAGCACGACAAGCAGGGACUCUACCACAGGCUCUCGGAGAGCAUCAGCUUCUUUCAAGAGACUGUCGGAGCGCCCGAGAAGUACAAUUCUGUUCUCUUCGGUGGCUUCCUGGGAUCCAUGUUUAGUUUCCUGCAAUUCGUGGCGAGUCCCAUCGUUGGAGCCCUUUCAGAUGUCUAUGGCCGGAAAAGGAUUAUGAUGAUUUGCAUGAGUGGGAUUGCUCUCUCUUAUCUGCUGUGGGCUGUGUCAAGCAAUUUUGCCAUUUUUGUGAUUGCGCGCUUCGUUGGAGGCCUCAGCAAGGGGAACAUCUCUCUGGCCAUGGCGAUCAUCACGGAUGUCUCCAACAGCAAGAAUCGCGGAAAAGGAAUGGCUCUGGUUGGCAUUGCCUUCUCACUGGGUUUCAUCGUUGGCCCCAUGAUUGGAGCGAUCUUCUCCAGAUACAGUGAUAAGAGCUCACCAGACUGGUUUUGGCUUCCUGCCGCUUUUGCAAUGUUCCUGGCCAUCGCAGAUAUCCUAUUUCUCGGGGUUUGUCUUCAGGAGACACUCCCUCAGAAGAAGCGCGCUAAGAAAGUGCUCAUUUCUCUCUCAAGAGCUUUUGAAUACAUUAAUCCUGCAUCGCUCUUCAAGUUCGAUGCUGUGAAGAAUCUCUCAGCGAAAGAUCUCGAAUCCCUAAAGAGACUAGGUUUUAUCUACUUUGUCUACUUGUUCAUUUACUCAGGACUGGAGUUCACAGUGACGUUUUUGAUGUAUCACAAGUUCAGUUUCACGUCCAUCGACCAAGCUAAAGUAUUCCUCACCACUGGAGUUGUGAUGGCUCUGCUUCAGGGAUCCGUUGUGCGGCGCUUGCCGGAGAGAUUGACCCAGAAGUCAGCUGUAUUGGGACUGUACUUAAUUGUCCCAUCAUUUAUAGUCGUCGGAUUGGCUCAAUCAUCUUCAAUGCUUUAUCUAGGGAUGAUUCUUUUUGCCAUUUCUACUGCAUUUGUGGUCACCUGCAUGACAACACUCACCUCAAAGUAUGGAAACUUUGACCAGAAAGGCACCGUUUUGGGGAUAUUCAGGUCUUUGGGUGCUUUGGCGAGAGCUCUGGGACCAAUUGUCGCUUCCAUGGCAUUUUGGAGCAUAGGCUCAUCAUAUACGUAUAUAAUUGGUGGUAUUUCUUUGUUCUAUCCAUCACUUUUGCUCCAAUUCACAGUAUUAUCGUAGAAGUCCACCC